This is a messenger RNA of Vigna umbellata (rice bean), 874 nucleotides long. The record is from RefSeq and is a predicted model, not a curated record. NCBI's taxonomy places the organism in Eukaryota, Viridiplantae, Streptophyta, Magnoliopsida, Fabales, Fabaceae.
UAAAACCUCACUUCCUCAAUCCAAAACAACAAAAAAAAAAACACUGUUCUCUCAGAUCACACCACAAAACACACACUCACCUAAACUCAACCAACCUCAGUGUUCUACAAGCCCUUCACCAUGGACUCAUCAUCAGGGGGAUCACAACCCCAACCACCAUCUACCACAGAACCCACAGCUCCACCACAAUCUCAAGGAUCAUCACCAGCCCUACCACCACCUCCACCACCACCACCAAGCCGCUACGAAUCCCAGAAGCGUCGAGACUGGAACACCUUCUUUCAGUACCUGCACAACCACAAGCCCCCAUUGACGUUAGCACGGUGCAGUGGAGCACACGUCAUUGAAUUCUUGAAGUACUUGGACCAGUUUGGCAAAACCAAGGUCCACAUGUCCGGGUGUCCCCACUUCGGACACCCUAACCCUCCUGCACCCUGCGCUUGUCCACUCAAACAAGCGUGGGGCAGUCUCGACGCUCUUAUCGGACGACUCAGAGCAGCCUACGAAGAAAAUGGCGGUCGCCCUGAAUCUAAUCCGUUCGGCGCUAAGGCUGUUAUGAUUUACCUUAAGGAAGUGAAGGAGGGCCAGGCCAAAGCCAGAGGGGUCCCCUACGAGAAGAAGAAGCGAAAGAGAAGCACCACAAGAGUGUCUAAGGUUAGUGAUAGUGGUGCUGCCACUAGUAUAGUUCUUCAAGUGAGCGCCAACAAUGAUAGUAACGUUGGUGUUGAUGCUGCUUCCAGUGCUAGUUUACCUUCUUCAACAACAACCACAACCACAGCAUAAUUUCAAUCAUUGCUUAUUGAUUUUUACCAUUUUUUAGGGUUACUUGCUAUACCUAUAUUUAGCUUUCUAAAUUACACGGCUUAUUAUAAUU